AUGACGGAACAAACACAGACACAAACACCACCGCUCGCGACCCUUGCCAUCAAUGGCACCAUCAAUGGCAAAACCAGCAACGGCCUCGCGGCUAACGGAUCCGCCCACAUGAACGGAUCCUCCUCCAAGCAGCAGCAGCAGCAGCAGCAUGACGACCAGCAGCAGCCCAGCGGCACCUCCGCCGAGGAUCGCAAGCCCGCCAAGUCGAAGCGGCGGCCGCGCGGCGGCUUCGACCCGACCGAGCUGCCAGACGCGCCGCCCGGCUACACCGUGCGCUUCACCUUCCACUCCGCCACCAACCUUGCUCCCGGGGAUCUACACACGGCCUCGUCAGACCCCUUCCUGCACGCCACCCUCAAGGUCAACGGCCUAAAGCGCCACAAGGAGGAUCCGGACCUCACCCACCGCACGCGCACGCUGUGCCGCACCCUCGAGCCCGUCUGGGACGAGGCAUGGACCGUCGCUAACGUCCCGCCGACCGGCUUCACGCUCAAGUGCCGCCUCUACGACGAGGACUCACCCGACAAAAAUGACCGCCUCGGCAACGUCACCGUCCGCGUGCCCCGCCUCUUCCGCAGCUGGGAGGGCUUCCCACCGCCCGGUCGCACGUUUGAGGGCAAGAAGCGCGUCAUGAGCAAGCGCGCGUACCUACUCAAGGCCGUCACAGAUAGGUUUCAUCGCAAUCACAGCGCAAAGCACAUGUCGCCGCUGGUCACUAUUAGUAUAGAGCUGCUGGGGGAGUCGGAGCCGCCGCACGGCCAAAUGUACACGGUCGGCCCAGCCAGGUGGGUUCAGCACUUUAGUCCCAUGAUUGGGCGGCUGGCGGGCACAAAAGUCGAGGGCGACAAGGGCGGCGCCGGCGCCGGCGCCGGCGGCGAGUCGGCGGAGAAGAAGAAGCAGCAGCAGCAAGAUACCAACGGCGAGGCCAAUGGCGGAGAGGCCUCAAGCUCGGGGAAGCAGACAAACAAGAAUCAACGUUACGAGUUUCGAGCCAACGAGAUGCAGCUCGUCGGCCCCGUCCCGCCCAACAUGUACCACCGCUUCGUCGCCUUCCGUCCCAUCAUCGGCUCCAUGUUCAUGUCCACCGGCAUCCGCGGCAAGAUCCUCAACAAGGCCUUACACAAGCAGCACAACCGCAUCUACAGCUUCGACUCCAGCACCGCCUGCGAAGACUUCUCGCCGUGCACCCCCGCCGCCACGGAGCAGUUCCUCCAGAUGGCACACUUCGACGAGGGCGGCCGCGUCUUCACCUACGUCCUCACCCUCGACGCGCUGCUGCGCUUCACCGAGACGGGCAAGGAGUUCGGCAUCGACCUCCUCAGCAAGCACACCAUGCAUUCCGACGUCGAGACCUACAUCGCAUACUCGGGCGAGUUCUUCAUCCGCCGCCUCGAGCGGCCCACUGCCUCCGACGACCCGGACCCCAAGGGCCGCACGCACCCCGAUGACGAGCUGCCAGGCGGCCCGCCCAACGAGCCGCCCCCGCAGGACCCGGCGCACUACCAGCUCGUCAUCGACAACGACUCGGGCACCUACCGCCCAGACCGCUCCGCGCUGCCCGCGCUCAAGGAGUUCCUGGAGCGCAACCUGCCAGGGCUCGGCGUCGUCGCGAUGCACUGGGAGGAUGAGGAGCUCAAGGAGAUGAAGGAGGCGCAGCACCGCGCCAAGCACCGCGAGCGCGGCGGUAGGGUGCUCCGUGGCGUGCUCAACCGCAGCGCCAGCAGCAUCAGCUCCGCGGAGAGCGAGCUGGAGGACCGCCAGGCGGCCGCCGGUGACGGUGGCGAUGGCUGGGACGGGAAGAAGAGCAAGCGCGAGAAGGCGUGGGAGGCGCUCGAGCGGCCGGCUGCAAUCAAGGAAACGGCCAAACAGGCCCUGCCCUAA
Molecule: messenger RNA, 1881 nt
Organism: Cordyceps fumosorosea ARSEF 2679
Lineage: Eukaryota; Fungi; Ascomycota; Sordariomycetes; Hypocreales; Cordycipitaceae
Product: C2 domain containing protein
Exons: 2
Coding region: 1-1881 (626 amino acids)
Biological process (GO): positive regulation of gene expression
Source: RefSeq, a predicted model, not a curated record